Molecule: messenger RNA, 560 nt
Organism: Corticium candelabrum
Lineage: Eukaryota; Metazoa; Porifera; Homoscleromorpha; Homosclerophorida; Plakinidae
Product: death-associated protein 1 homolog
Exons: 3
Coding region: 58-390 (110 amino acids)
Biological process (GO): apoptotic signaling pathway; negative regulation of autophagy; cellular response to amino acid starvation
Molecular function (GO): death domain binding
Source: RefSeq, a predicted model, not a curated record
CAUCCGGGUAUUUCUCAUUCUUUUACGUCACCAACUUGUGUAGCCAUUGUGUGUACGAUGUCGUCUCCUUCUAGCGGUCAAGAGCUUAAGGCUGGUCAUCCACCUGCAGUGAAGGCUGGCGGUAUGCGCAUCACGCAGACUAGGCAUCCUCAGCAGUCUGACGUGUCGCCUCCUAUGACUGCGGAGGAGAAGGAGGAGUUUCCUGAAGAAAAGGUUGAAACAGAAGCGGUCGUCGUCGCUGGAUAUCACACAAAAGGCAACAAGGACUUCACAGAGGCAGCAGUGAAAGUAGCCCACAACAAGCCAGCACCACAACACGAUAAGCGACCAGUAGCAAAGGGAGCAAACCGACAGACUGGCGUGCAUAUCCACCAACCAAGAAAAAACUGAAGAGAAGAAAGGUGGAGGAGUACAAGCACAUGCCGGACGUGAAUUAUACAUGAGGUUGACAGCGGUUGUUAUACAGUGCACCGGCAUGCUGUUGCUCCGAUUGAAUUAUUGCGUUUCCAUUUGAUUUGCAAUUAACUUGAGUUGACAGAGAAAUUACAGAAAGAGUAGUG